AUCCAGCUGAGCCGGUUUCAACCAUGUCUGAUUCAUACAUUAUAGCAAUAGACUUUGGUACUGCUUACAGUGGAUAUGCCUUCAGUAUGACGAGCAGCGAAGAAGAAACUGAGCCCCGUCUAAAGUUCUGGGGUGAAGAGGUUGGACUGGAGACCCCAAAAGCUCCUUCCUGCAUUCUGUUUGAUGAAAAUGAGGAAUUUCUUAGCUUUGGUUAUGAAGCUAAAGAAGCUUAUGUUAGAAAACAUGGUGAGGAGGCUAGAAAGAAGCUCUUCUUCGACUGCUUCAAGAUGGAACUCUACGGAAAAAAAAUCAGCAGAGAUUUGACCAUCAAAGCUGCCAAUGGGAAGUCAAUGAAGGCCCUGAAGGUGUUUGCAGCAGCUCUGGGGUUCUUGAAGGAUGAUGCACUGAAAACCAUCAGCAGCAACGCUUCAGGGAAGAAGUUUGUGGCCUCGGACUUCACCUGGGUGCUGACUGUACCUGCUAUCUGGGAUCCUUCAGCCAAGCAGUUCAUGAGAAAAGCUGCAACCGAGGCAGGUAUUGUGACUACAGGAAAUGAAGACAAACUGGUGAUUGCACUGGAACCAGAAGCAGCUUCAGUCUGGUGCAAGAAGCUUCCAGCUGAUGGGUUCCUAGCUGAAAACCAGGGAGGAGACAGAAUAGAGGAGUCUCCAGGAGCGCAGUACAUAGUUGUGGAUUGUGGAGGUGGAACCAUCGACAUUACUGUACAUGAAGUCCUGGAAGGAGGAGCCCUGAAGGAGCUACACAAGGCCUCUGGAAACGACCAGGGUGGACAAACUGUAGACAGAAAAUUCAGAGAAUUCCUCAGAGAAGUAUUCUGUGAUGGUGUCUGGGAUGAAUAUGAGAAAAAAUUCCCUGGAGAAGUUCAGAAAAUAAUGUAUGACUUCACCAUGUUCAAAAGAAACGAUGAUGAUGUAGAAAUAGUCUGCACACUGAACCUGGGCUCGCUGGCUCAGAAAAAGAAGGACAUAGAAAGGUUCUUUCACUCAGUCCAAGGUAUAUCCUGGAAUGAAGGAUCCAUCAAAAUCUCCAAACAGAAACUGAGAUCAUUCUUUGAGGAGAGUCUGUACAGGAUCACUAAGAGUGUGCGAGAAAUCUUACAGAAAGAUUUCAACAUUGAGUAUAUCCUGUUGGUGGGGGGCUAUGCUGAGAGCCAGAUCCUACGUCGUCACAUUUCUGAUGAGUUUAUGGAUGAUUGUCAGGUUUUGUGUCCGUUUAGGCCUCAAGAAGCCAUCCUGAAGGGAGCUGUUGAUUUUGGGAGAAACAAAGCAGUGGUGGCGUCUCGGAAAAGUGGCUUCACUUAUGGACUAGCUGUCCGUGAACCAUUUGAUAAGUCACAACACCGCACAGAUAAGAAGGUAAUGGAUAAAGACGGUGACUGGUGUGAUGAUAUUUUCAAGAAGCUGGUGGUCAUUGAUGAAGACAUUGGUUGGAAUGAAUCUAGAGAAUACAGUCUGUCUGCUGGAGGAUCAGAUAAUAGGGAGACAAUCUUUCAAUUCUUUCACACAGAAAGAAAAAAUCCAAAUUAUGUGGAUGAGAGAGGAAUUGAAAAAAUCGGCUCUUUUGUGGUUAAUUCUCCUGACAUUACACGUGGGCUGAACCGUGAACUCAAACUAAAAAUCAAGUUUGGCUUCACAGAAAUGACGGCCACAGCCACCGACGUGGAUUCAGGCUCAACAAAGACCAUCGAACUGGAUUUCAUGACGAAGUCGUAAAGAUGCUCUAGACCUCUAAAGUUCCUGAAUCCACCAAACAUCGCAGACAAAUGAAGAAGAUCAAUGAAGGUUGUACCUGAAUAAACAGAUACAUAUACUGUAGGGACUUUAGGCAUUUUAGGUGAUUUUUGAAGUCAACUAGUCAGGCCUUUCAAAAUCAAUUAGCCUUGACUUCAUCGUGAUGUCAUCAAUAAGGAAAUAAAAAUAUUUUAUCUCCAAAUGGAAAUUGUAAAACGUAUGAGAUGUUAUUUCUAUAUUAUGUGUUCCAUAAACAGGUGUUUUAACAUUGUUCUGUAUUUUACAUUGUGUGGGCUCUAGUGUCUUUCAUUGUCCAGCAGGUAGAUGAGAAAGUGGGACAGGGAGACGUUUGGGAUCGAACCUGGGUUGGGUGCAUUAAUAUAGGGUAGUGCAUGCUAUGCUACAUGAGCUAAACACCGCGCCCAGAAGAGAGUUCAGCUACAAAAAAACAUAGUUAUUUUCCUCGUCUUUCCGUCUGGUCUUUUUCCUCCUGAAGUAACAUGUCUAACCAUGCUGCUCUGGUCUGUUGCCUCCACUACUGGUGAAAACUCCAACAGAAGCAGCUGCUAAACUUUACGCUUCCACACAAAGGUUGGGAGGCAGACAAGGGCGAUUACUCCUGGGUGAAACUGCAGCUAGCUUCAGGCUUAGCGACCUUCACUUUACUCAGUAUCUAGCAGCAGCCAGCUUCAGGGCUAGCUCCCUUCACUUUCCUAAGCAGUGGUGAAGCAGACAUGGGACUCUGCUGGAACUAGCAGAGCUGUGUGGUGUUUAUUACUAAAGCUGGUAGCAAAACAUUCACCACUAAACAGAAAGUUUCUCACUGCAACUUCCUCUGCUCUGACAUCCCCUCCUCUCCCUACUGCUCUGACUCCUGAGCUGCAUGUGUCUCUCUGUCCAGUUCGACCAUAAAAGGGAGAUGCUGUUCUUUGAACACAGCCCUGUAAACACCAGCAUGUCUCUAAACCAGGAGACAUUCUCCUCUAAACCAUGAAAUGUGCUAUACAAAUAAACUUGCCUUGCCUAAACAAAACGGUAACUUUCAAAAAAGGCUGUUGAAUUUUUAAAAAAGCCAUUAAUUUUGUACACAUUUUAGCUAAUUAAUUUGUCGAUAAGUGGUGUUUAUCCCUAACAUUAAUGAUAUGGUAUUAUCUGUUUUUUUUUUUGUUUUUUUUUUUCUUUGUCAUGAUCCAGUCGGCUGGAAAGUCCCAACACCUGACUGCUGCAGGUUUUGCCUGUAAUUAGAUUGUUUUUAGAUAAAUAUCAUGAACCUCUUCACCUUGUACAAGCUGAAAUCUCCCAGUCUGAGGACAAUGAGAACAGAUGGAGUCAAACUGGGCGAGAAAGUCCAUUUGGAACUAAAACUUUUAACUGGGGAACAGUUUCUAUAGGUUUUCUGCAUCUUUACUGAAUGAAUGUGGAGAAUCUCAGAAUAGCAGUAAAAUCAUUACUGGGACUUUCCUCCAAAUGUACAUGAAUCGAUAAUUAAACUAUUUUCUUUCUGUCAUUAUUACCUUUUAUGUCCUUACCAUGUGAAUUUGAUUUUACAUUUUUGUAGCAUUUUCUUUCUGAAGUGACUGUAACUGAAAUACAUUUAAAUAAAACUGGACAACACUUU
Melanotaenia boesemani (Boeseman's rainbowfish) is the source of this 3369-nucleotide messenger RNA. Its product is annotated as heat shock 70 kDa protein 12A-like. Gene Ontology annotation, molecular function: ATP-dependent protein folding chaperone; ATP binding. The coding region runs from base 24 to 1733 and encodes 569 amino acids. NCBI's taxonomy places the organism in Eukaryota, Metazoa, Chordata, Actinopteri, Atheriniformes, Melanotaeniidae. The record is from RefSeq and is a predicted model, not a curated record. The transcript is spliced from 4 exons.